Empidonax traillii (willow flycatcher) is the source of this 1237-nucleotide messenger RNA. It is a transcript of the gene RNFT1, whose product is annotated as ring finger protein, transmembrane 1. Gene Ontology annotation, biological process: positive regulation of ERAD pathway. Lineage: Eukaryota; Metazoa; Chordata; Aves; Passeriformes; Tyrannidae. Gene Ontology annotation, cellular component: endoplasmic reticulum. The transcript has 9 exons. Gene Ontology annotation, molecular function: ubiquitin protein ligase activity. The coding region runs from base 22 to 1191 and encodes 389 amino acids. The record is from RefSeq and is a predicted model, not a curated record.
GCGGGAGGCGCCGGGCGCCUCAUGAGGAGGCACCACCCAGCAGGAAUCCGGAGCGGGAAGGCUCCCAGCAUGCAGCCCGGCUGCACCCACCUGCACAGCAUCCCGGGGAGCGGCGAUCCCUGCCCGCCAUCCGCAGACAGCUCCUGCCAUCCCGGCACAGGAGCCGUGCACAUCCAGCUGGGAGAAGCCAGGGACAGCCCCAGCUCCAGGAGGGGCUCCCAGAGCCGCUCCCACGGCCACGGGGAAGCGGCAGGAGGGCUGGAGGACACCGGCCUGGACUCAGAGGAGCAGGGAGGGAGCUCCCUGUCGGAGCUGAGGCACCUCCUGCAGUGGCUGCACAAGAGCCUGCCCUACCUGCUGAUCCUCUGUGCCAAACUGCUCGUGCAGCACCUCAGUGGCAUUUCUCUUGGAAUUGGGCUGCUAACAACUUAUGCCUAUGCAAACAAAAGCAUAGUAAAUCAGGUUUUUCUAAGAGAACGGUGCUCCAAGCUGCAGUGUGCCUGGCUACUGCUCUACCUGACUGCAUCAUCCCUGCUCCUCUACUACACCUUCCACUCUCAGGCCCUGUAUUACAGCUUGAUCUUCUUAAACCCUGCGGUGGAUUUCAUGAACUUCUGGGAGGUCCUUUGGAUUGUGGGAGUCACAGAUUUUAUUCUGAAAUUCCUCUUCAUGGGCUUCAAGUGCUUUAUUCUCUUGGUGCCUUCUUUUAUCAUGUCCUUUAAAUCCAAGGGUUACUGGUACCUGCUGCUGGAGGAGCUGUGCCAGAAUUACCGCACCUUCGUGCCCAUCCCGCUGUGGUUCCGCUUCCUCAUUGCCCAUGGGGAGCUGGGCACUGUCCUGGGAUGGUCCCUCGGGAUCCUGCUGGGCCUCCUCUACCUCACCCUGAAGCUUCUGAGCUUUUUUGGACAACUGAGAAACUUCAGGCAGGUUUUAAGGAUGUUUUUCACACGCCCACACUAUGGGGUGCCAGCCAGCAAGAGGCAGUGCUCAGAGUCAGAUGAGAUCUGUUCCAUCUGCCAGGCCCAAUUUCAGAAGCCCAUUCUGCUCAUCUGCCAGCACACAUUUUGUGAAGAAUGCAUCAGCCUGUGGUUUAACAGAGAGAAAACCUGUCCCCUCUGCAGAACUGUCAUUUCAGAGCACGUGAACAGGUGGAAGGACGGAGCCACGUCGAUGCAUCUCCAGAUUUUCUGAAGCUUCUCAGCCAACCUGCUGUGUCCCCUCUGGGUCCCCGAGUCUC